AUGAUCCUCUCCAUCAACAUAACACUCAUCCCUCUGUGUGUUGACUUUGACAGUCAAGGAGACUACUUUCUUUUUAUUUUUCACAUCUUGGCCGGGGCGAGCACCAUCCUCGUGGCCGGUUCCGUGGCAUGUGGUAUUAUUAAUACUAGAUCGCUGUUAGGCCAAAAUCGGUUUAUAUUUAUGCUGAACACGAGCAUCUGUGAUACAAUGACCGGUUGUGGUAUUUUCUAUCAGUUUCUCUUCGAUGUGCGGGUGGAAUUCCCUUCGAAAAAUGGGACUUAUUACAUUUUACCUUCACUGCUUGGAGUUAAUAUCAUGACGUUUCUAUUCGCCCAGUUCGACCGAUACUUUGCUGUUUGUCAUCCAUUCUUUUAUGGUCGUUUCAUCACCACGAGAGUGAUUAUAUGUGUCAACGUGUACAGCUGGGUGCAUGUUUAUAGUCUCCUGGCCAUACAACACAUGGUGCCACUCUCCAAAGCCAUAGAGAUCGGAAUAUACAGCAGAAUCAGUUUAAUGGUGAUAAUUAUCACAAAAAUAAUCAUGACAAUUAAACUGCUCGUCGUGGCCAGGUACCAGCUGCUGCGAGAGCCUCCGGGCCCGGAGAGAGACAGUAAGAAAGAGUCCUUGUUGAUCAUAGUGCUGGUGGUGGUGUUUUUUCUGCUGCUGUGGGGCCCAUCCAUGCUCUAUACGGUUCUGUCUUCGCUGACGGGGCAGUAUCUUUACAUUGAAAAUGAUGCAGUAAACCCGAUGAAAAUUUUAUCCAGGAGCAACGCUCUGUGCACUCCGUCCCUCUACCUGUGUGCGAGUCCUUCACUGAAGAAGGCCGUGUGGGAAACUGUGUGGAGUAAAAUCUGCUGCUGCAAACGACUCGUAAGGUUGGUUGCAGUAAUGAACGGAAACUAG
This is a messenger RNA of Lates calcarifer (barramundi perch), 903 nucleotides long. RefSeq lists its product as uncharacterized. The transcript has a single exon. The record is from RefSeq and is a predicted model, not a curated record. Gene Ontology annotation, cellular component: membrane. Gene Ontology annotation, biological process: G protein-coupled receptor signaling pathway. Lineage: Eukaryota; Metazoa; Chordata; Actinopteri; Centropomidae. Bases 1 to 903 code for a protein of 300 amino acids. Gene Ontology annotation, molecular function: G protein-coupled receptor activity.